GCUCCGGGGCGCCGAGCUACGGGUGCCGGGUGGAGCGAAGCACGGAAUGUGUCUCCUGCUGGGGGCCACGGGCGUCGGGAAGACGCUGCUGGUGAAACGGCUGCAGGAGGUGAGCUCCCGGGAUGGGAAAGGCGACCUGGGGGAGCCGCCCCCGACACGGCCCACGGUGGGCACCAAUCUUACUGACAUCGUGGCACAGAGAAAGAUCACCAUCCGGGAGCUUGGGGGGUGCAUGGGCCCCAUCUGGUCCAGUUACUAUGGAAACUGCCGUUCUCUCCUGUUUGUGAUGGACGCCUCUGACCCCACCCAGCUCUCUGCAUCCUGUGUGCAACUCUUAGGUCUCCUUUCUGCAGAACAACUUGCAGAAGCAUCGGUGCUGAUACUCUUCAAUAAAAUCGACCUACCCUGUUACAUGUCCACGGAGGAGAUGAAGUCAUUAAUCAGGCUUCCAGACAUCAUUGCUUGUGCCAAGCAGAACAUCACCACGGCAGAAAUCAGCGCCCGUGAAGGCACUGGCUUAGCAGGGGUGCUGGCCUGGCUCCAGGCCACCCACAGAGCCAACGAUUGACUGCACGGCAGAGGCGCGGCUGGCCUGAGCUGGGGAGAGGUGGCAGAGGGCAGUAUGGCUUUGCUGCCAAUAGUUUCUUCUCACAGGGGCAGAAUAACCCAAAGUAACCCUACAUGAUGGGGCUCUGCGCUGAGAUGCAAUGAUGCGUAAACUGAGGCAUGUGGAGAUGGACGUUGCCAUCUGGCCUCUGAAAAAAGUGUCCCCAGGGGCCAGGCAUGGUGGCUCACACCCGUAAUCCCAGCACUUUGAGAGGCCGAGGCGGGCGUAUCACCUGAGGUCGGGAGUUCGAGACUGGCCUGACCAACAUGGAGAAACCCUGUCUCUACUAAAAAUACAAAAUUAGCUGGGUGUGGUGGUGCAUGGCUGUAAUCCUAGCUACUUGGGAGGCUGAGGCAGGAGAAUCCCUUGAACCUGGGAGGUGGAGGUUGCAGUGAGUCGAGAUCAUGCCAUUGCACUCCACCUGGGCAACAAGAGUGAAACUCCGUCUUAAAAAAAAUAAGAAAUAAAAAAAUAAAAACCUGUCCCCAGA
Molecule: messenger RNA, 1097 nt
Organism: Pan troglodytes (chimpanzee)
Lineage: Eukaryota; Metazoa; Chordata; Mammalia; Primates; Hominidae
Gene: ARL16
Product: ADP ribosylation factor like GTPase 16
Exons: 5
Coding region: 47-568 (173 amino acids)
Molecular function (GO): GTPase activity; GTP binding
Source: RefSeq, a predicted model, not a curated record